AUGACUGCAGAACAUACUCCGUUUAUAAUGGACGACUAUACCACCAGGACCUAUGGAACAGGUGGCCUGGACAACAGACCUUUGUUCGGGGAGACCUCUGCCAGAGAUAGAAUCAUCAACAUUAUUGUUGGUAUAUUAACAUCCCUUCUGGUCCUGGUGACAAUUAUCAGUGCUUUUGUAUUUCCCCAACCACCUCCAAAACCAGUGAAUGUUUUCUUUGCCUUCUGCAUACUGCUGUGCUCAAUAACUAGUCUCAUACUGAUUUUUUGGUACCGGCAAGGAGACUUGGAGCCCAAGUUUAGGAAUCUCAUAUAUUACAUUUUAUUCUCAGUUGUCAUGUUAUGUAUAUGUGCCAACCUAUAUUUUCACGAUGUGGGGAAAUGA
Molecule: messenger RNA, 384 nt
Organism: Staurois parvus
Lineage: Eukaryota; Metazoa; Chordata; Amphibia; Anura; Ranidae
Source: the annotation of a GenBank genome assembly